AUAGCCUAUCCAGACUUGUUUUAAAACAACCAAUCGUCCCCAUUGCGCUGAAGCCAAUCGCGCGCUCGAUUACAUCUCAACUUGGGAUGAACUGCUGUGUGUAUCGCUGGAGUAAUUCUGCCAGGGAAACAUUCGUGCUGCUCCUUGACAAGCUUCUUGACUUUAGCCGAGAGAAUCGUUGCAACGCUGGAUCCUCCUUCUGAGGCAGAGAAGCUGCAGUUCAUCUGCAAUGGAGCCGCUGCUGGGGAUGAGUCGCUGCUGCUUCUUCCUUUUGUGUUUGCUGCCCGUGCAGCCGGCGCAUUCCCUCUACAUCUCCAGCGAUAAAGACUCUCUUUUGAAGAAGUUAGAGGAGUACAGGCUUGUAACCCCGGUCAGUACCGACUCGAAGGGAAAAUAUGUUUCUCACGCUGUGGCAAAGAGAGAAACCAACCGUUUCAGAAGAGAUGCUGCCGUUCUUGAAAAAACCUCAGCUGAAAGAAUUUAUUAUAAUGUCACUGUUUUCGGAAGGGAAUUUCACUUGAGGUUAAGAGCUAAUUCGAAAUUGGUCGCACCAGGCGCAACAAUUGAAUGGGAGGACGGUGCCAAUGUGUCUGCUAUUGAACCACUAAACACAAAUUGCCUUUAUGUUGGCGAUAUAACUGACUUACCAAAUGCCUCUGUUGCUAUAAGUAACUGCGAUGGACUGGCUGGUAUAAUUCGCACCGAUGAGGAAGAAUUCUUUAUUGAACCACUGGAAAAGGACAGGGACGGAGAAGAAGAAGGGAGAGUUCAUAUUGUUUAUCGAAGAUCAGCUAUAUUAAAGUCGUUUCAAGGCAAUAAGAUUGACAUUCAACGAAAUGAAACCACGCAGCGUAACGCAAAUCUCUUGGAAAAUAUUAUUGACAGCGUUCAAGACCAAGUCAACAUUUCGAGAAAAAGAACUCGGAGACAUGCAAGCGACGAUGCCUAUAACAUUGAAAUUCUUCUUGGAGUUGAUUAUUCUGUUGUAGAAUUCCAUGGAAAGGAAUAUGUUCAGAAAUACCUUCUGACACUCUUAAAUAUUGUUAAUGAAAUCUACCAUGAUGAAUCUUUGGGUGCCCAUAUUAACAUUGUGGUUGCACAGAUCAAAAUGCUAAGCCACGCAGAAUCUUCCACCUUAAUUGAGGUUGGAAAUCCUUCUCAGAGUUUAGAGAAUGUCUGUCGGUGGGCAUAUCGGCUGCGGAAACCAGAGGCUGGACAAGCUGAAAAUCAUGAUCAUGCAAUAUUUCUCACAAGGCAAGAAUUUGGUCCAUCAGGCAUGCAAGGUUAUGCUCCAGUUACCGGAAUGUGCCACCCUGUACGGAGCUGCACACUUAAUCACGAAGAUGGAUUUUCUUCAGCUUUUGUAAUAGCUCAUGAGACUGGUCAUGUGCUAGGUAUGGAACAUGAUGGCCAAGGAAAUCAUUGUGGAGAUGAGGUACGAAUGGGAAGCAUAAUGGCCCCACUGGUACAGGCAGCAUUUCAUCGCUUUCAUUGGUCUCGGUGUAGCCAGCAAGAGCUCAGGCGUUACUUGAGUUCAUAUGAUUGUCUCAGAAAUGAUCCUUUUGAUCACAAUUGGCCUUCUCUACCUCAACUACCAGGGAUGCAUUACUCUAUGAAUGAUCAAUGCAGAUUUGAUUUUGGGUUGGGUUACAUGAUGUGUACAGCGUUUCGGACACCUGACCCCUGCAAGCAGCUUUGGUGCAGUCACUCGGAUAACCCUUACUUCUGUAAAACGAAAAAGGGCCCUCCCUUGGAUGGAACAAUGUGUUCUUAUGGAAAGCGCUGCUUCAAAGGACACUGCAUCGGGCUCACUCCAGAUCUCCUCAGGCAAGAUGGAAACUGGGGGCAGUGGAGCAAAUUUGGCUCUUGCUCUCGCAGCUGUGGCACAGGAGUAAAAUAUAGAACCCGCAGCUGUGACAAUCCACAUCCAGCUAAUGGCGGUCGUUCCUGCAGUGGCCCAAACUACGAGUUACAGCUUUGCAACACUGAAGAUUGCAAAACAGAUUUUGAUGACUUCCGGGAAGAGCAAUGUACACAAUGGGAUCCGUACUUUGAAUAUCAAGAUUCUAAACAUACCUGGCUUCCAUACGAACAUCCCGAUGAAAAAGAAAGAUGCCAUCUUUACUGCCAAUCAAAACAAAAUGGAGAUGUUGUGUAUAUGAAGAGAUUAGCACACGAUGGAACACGGUGCUCAUACAAAGAUUCUUAUAACAUUUGCGUUCGUGGUGAAUGUCUGAAAGUUGGUUGCGACAACGUAGUCGGCUCAAAAAGAAAAGAAGAUAAGUGCGGGGUGUGCGGCGGUGAUAACUCACACUGCAAGGUUGUUAAAGGAACAUUCACAAGAACACCUAGGAAACAAGGGAAUGUAAAAAUAUUUGAAAUUCCAGUUGGGGCACGUCAUUUGCUGAUUCAAGAAACUGGUGCAUCCUUACACAAUCUUGCUAUCAAAAAUCAAGCAACGGGAAAAUUCAUCCUGAAUGAUGAAAAUGUCACCAUGCCCGACUCCAAAUUAUUUAUUAACAUGGGGAUUGAAUGGGAGUAUCAAAACGAUGAGAACCGUGAAACAAUUCAGACCAUGGGACCUCUUCACAAUCCAGUCACCGUAAUUGUAAUUCCCCAUGGACAUUCAAAGAUUUCAUUGAGUUAUAAAUAUAUGAUACACGAAGAUUCCUUGAAUGUAGAUAACAACAAUGUGGUGGAAGACGUGGUUGUGACCUAUGAAUGGACUUUGAAGAAGUGGUCCCACUGUUCCAAACCAUGUGGAGGAGGCCAUCAAUUCACAAAAUACGGCUGUAGAAGAAAAUCUGACCACAAAAUGGUUCACAAAAACUUUUGUGACUCUAUCCAAAAACUGAAACCAAUUCGAAGAGUCUGCAAUCUUCAGGAAUGUUCCCAGCCACUCUGGAUUAGUGGAGAAUGGGAUCCUUGCACUGUGACAUGUGGUAAAUCAGGUUACCAGUUCCGAACAGUUAAGUGUAUUCAGCCAUUAAAUGACAAUAAAAAUCGCUCUGUUCACAACAAAUACUGCAGCGAUGAUCGUCCAGAAGCCAAAAGACCAUGUAAUCGUCAACCUUGUCCUGCUCAGUGGAGAACUGGGUCUUGGUCACAAUGUUCAGUAACUUGUGGCAAUGGCACAGAAGAAAGGCAGGUGCAUUGUGGUUCGGAUGUCACCAAAUCUGCCAACUGUAGUGCGGAAAAGCCAGAAAUAAUACGGAUAUGCAGAUUACCUCCAUGUUCUGGAAAUGCAUCGGAUCCAUACAAGAAGAAUUACAUUGUGCAAUGGCUGUCAAAACUGGACCCCGACUAUCCCCUUCACAAGAUAUCUUCAAAUGAAAGCUGCCUUGAAGACAAGUCGAUGGUUUGUCGUCUGGGAAUUUUGCAUCGUUACUGCUCAAUGCCUGGCUACAGCCGAAUGUGUUGUAAAUCAUGCAAUGCAUCUCGCUUGCACAAUGACACCAAAACGAAUAGUAGUGGUAAUCCUGCACGCCCAAUUCCAUCACCUCCCACUCGCUACAAUACCACUUUGACCUUCACUCUUAAUUACAAGCAAAAUGUUUCAAACUCCAGCCUCACUGACCAACAUAAUAACAGGGUUGACAUUCCGAAUAAAAUCCAGGACUUACAGAAUGAAGUGCCGCAACCCAAUGCCAUUCCCCGGAGAAGAUCCACAUUCGGAAAGACGAAGAACCAACGAAUCCAACAGCUGAUUGCAGAGAAGGUCAAACAGGAGUCAAAAAGGAAGUCAAAUUGAUCUCAGUGUAAAAAUAUUACUGUUUUUUUUUUUUAAGAAAAGAGUUGUUAUUAGACAAGAAGCAACGACAAUGGUGCUGUAGUAAAACAAUAAGUUAAAAUCAUACUCACAAAAAGCUUUACAAGGCAAAAUCAUGGAAAUAAGUACUGUUAAACACAUUACAUCCUAGGCAUUGUAUUGAAAGGGAAAAUAGAUCCUCAUAUUUGUCAUGAGCUCAAUCAGUUGGGCUUAUGUAGAGGAGGUGCAUAAACAUUCUGAUUUUCCAAAAAUAAAUUUAAAUAUAUUUCUUUUUUUCACAUAUAUGAAAGGAAACCAUUAUAGUCUCUCUCUAAUUCAAAGGAAACAUUUCUCAUUCCCCCUUAGGCUCACAGUGUCGCGUAACCCUUCCCUCACCUUGUUUGUUGUGAAGCGAGGGAUUCUGGGACUUAAAAUCUCAUUGCUUUCCAUAGUGGGUGGUGCUGAGAUUCUCUAGAAAGCAGAGGGACAUCAUGUCCCAGAGUCCAUCGCUUCACAGUGGGAAAAGGGGACAUGGGAGCUGCAUAGCACUGUGAGCCUAAGAGGAGCGGGAAAUUACUAACAGUGUCAAUGUUUUCUUUCAGUCUACAGCAGGGGUGCUCAGACUUUGUCACCUCGCAAUCUAUUCUUGACACCUGACACCAUCAUGAGAUCUACCUGAAGAACUCAUAGCAGGAUGGCACAGAGGCACUUCCAUGUAUAAAUACCCCCAAUCAGGGGCGCUCCACCAAUCAGGUGAGCAGAGGAAGUCGCCUCAGAUGGCAGCGCCCCACUAGGUACCAGGGGCGACAAAAAUGCUGCUCCUGGUACUUGAUUAAGAGCUGAAUUUCCGUUUUUCAAACUGGAAAUUUGGCUCUUCUAGAGUAGAGAGCGCAAUAAUGCUCUCUGCGCUGGCGUCCUGGUCCUCUUCGCCGCCCUCACGGACCCCCUCGGACGAAAAAGGAGCGGCAGCAACACCAAGCUGCCUCAGGCGGCGGAGGGACCAGGAUCGCCCUGCCCCCAAUACCCCAUUUUGGUAAAAUACAUUGAUGUCUAUGAGCGACUUUUUCGCGCAACAAUUUUUUUCACGAGCGAUACAUUUUUUUAUUUUGUGCACACAAUUUUUACUUGCAGUGAUUUUUUUUCUGUGGUCUGCCAGGGACUUUGAAGUGAUCGACCAGUAGACUGCGAUCGACGUCUUGGGCACCCCUGGUCUAUGGAAUCAGCUUUAUCUUUAUUUUUGGAAAUUCCUUUUAAUUCAAAGCUGUUGACUGGAAAACCUGCAGGGUAAAGAAAAACACUAGUUACAAUUCUGACAUUAUGGUGCCAAAGGAUCCUAGUGCAAUAUGUCUUUAUACGUCACGUAUGCAUUGACUGCCGUCAUGUCAUGGUCUUUUUAUGCAAUAUGACAGAUUAUACCCGGAUUGUUACAGUGUACCAUUUGGAGUAUUUCGCUAAAUUAAAAUGCUGCAUGUGCUGCUUCUUUCUUUUGA
Messenger RNA from Xenopus laevis (African clawed frog), 5238 nucleotides. RefSeq names its product ADAM metallopeptidase with thrombospondin type 1 motif 2 S homeolog (gene adamts2.S). Lineage: Eukaryota; Metazoa; Chordata; Amphibia; Anura; Pipidae. The transcript has 22 exons. Gene Ontology annotation, molecular function: metalloendopeptidase activity; metallopeptidase activity. The record is from RefSeq and is a predicted model, not a curated record. Gene Ontology annotation, biological process: proteolysis; extracellular matrix organization. Bases 230 to 3751 code for a protein of 1173 amino acids. Gene Ontology annotation, cellular component: extracellular matrix.